Olea europaea var. sylvestris is the source of this 399-nucleotide messenger RNA. RefSeq lists its product as uncharacterized. NCBI's taxonomy places the organism in Eukaryota, Viridiplantae, Streptophyta, Magnoliopsida, Lamiales, Oleaceae. Bases 1 to 399 code for a protein of 132 amino acids. The record is from RefSeq and is a predicted model, not a curated record. The transcript is spliced from 2 exons.
AUGGAGGAUUGCAUCUUUAUCUCACAAGCAGGAUAUGCGAAAGAAAUUCUAAAAAAAUUCAAUAUGGAGGAUUGCAAGCCUGUAUGCACCCCCAUCAAAUGCGGAAUCAAGUUGUCGAAGAAUGAUGAAAGUGAAAAAGUAAACCCAACACUUUCAAAGUAUUGUUGGAAGUCUAAGAUAUUUGACAUGCACAAGGCCACAUAUCUUUUUUGGAGUUGGGUUCAUCAGUCACUAUAUGGAGACACCUACCAUGACCCAUAUGAAAAUUGUAAAGAGAAUUCUUUACUACAUCAAAGUGACAAUGACUGGGGCGGAGACAGUGAUGAUAGAAAGAGUACAACUGGAUAUCAUUUUACUUGGGUGACACAGCUUUCACCUGGAGCUCAAAGAAGCAAUUGA